AUGCAGGCCAAGAUCGUCGCCCUCUCCGCCAUUGCCGCGGUUGUCAACGCUGACCUCCGCCUCAACACCAACGACAUCCCCUCCGACUGCACUGCCAUCUGCCGCCCCAUCCGCGACCUUGGCAACAUCUGCACCGUCAACUUCAUCCCCGGCCAGACCAACAACAACAGCGACCAGCUUCAGGAUGAGCUUGACGCCCAGUGCGUCUGCACCAACAGCUCUUUCGAUGUCAAGAAUCUGGCUGCUCAGUGCUCCUCUUGCAUGAACGAGAAGGUUGCCAGCGACCAGCAGCGCAGCCUUGAGGGUAUCAACUCCAUCAUGAGUCAGUGCGGCUUCCAGUCCACUUCCUACGCCUCCUCCGCUACCUCUUCCGCCAACACCGUCAUUGUCUUGGCCACCCGCCUGACUGCCAGCUCUCAGCUGACCACCACCAUCGGCGGCGGUGCCACUCCCGCUCCUACCUCCGAGCGCUCCCGCACCUCCGAGGCUCGCACCACCACCUUCCUCACCUCCAACGGUGGCGGCUUCCCUUCCAUCGCCACCUCCACCAUCGGCGGUGGUCGCGAGACUGGCUCCCCCAACGCCGCUGCUGGCGUCGUUGCCCCCGGCAGCAACAGCGUCCUCGGCGCUGCUGGCCUUGCCGUCGCCGGCGCCUUCGCCCUCGGCGCUUUCAUGCUCUAA
Molecule: messenger RNA, 681 nt
Organism: Colletotrichum aenigma
Lineage: Eukaryota; Fungi; Ascomycota; Sordariomycetes; Glomerellales; Glomerellaceae
Product: Protein CAP22
Exons: 2
Coding region: 1-681 (226 amino acids)
Source: RefSeq, a predicted model, not a curated record